AUGGGGAAUGGACCGGAAGUGACGUCGCAGCGUGCCCGCUACCUUGCGCAGUGUCGCGAGAGCAGCUUCCGGCGGCGGCGAUGGCCACGGCCAUGGAGAAGGAGGCGGCGGCGGCGGCGGCGGAGCCGGGCGAGCGGUGGGCGCCGGUGCGCCGUGGCCGAGGCCGGGGCCGGGGCGGAGGUCGAGGCGGACGAGCCGGGCUCCCCGCGGUCGCUGCGGGCGGAGCGGCGGCGCCUCCACUCGGCGCUCCUGGCGCUGGCCUCGCACUUCGCCCAGGUCCAGUUCCGCCUCCGCCAAGUGGCGCGCGCCGGCCCAGCCCAGCAGCAGCGGCUCCUGCGGGAGCUCGAAGAGUUUGCUUUCCGCGGCUGCCCCGGGUCUGGCUUCGGCGGCGAGCGCGAGAGUGAGCAUGAGAAGCAGGGACAGCUAGAAGCUCAGAAAGAGAAGCAGCGAGAGCUCAUCUUGGAGCUGAAGGCCCAACUGGAUGACUUGGAAACAUUUGCCUACCAGGAAGGCAGCUAUGAUGCGUUGCCCCAGUCCAUGGUCAUGGAAAGACAGCAGGUGAUCAUAGAGGAGCUGAUCAAGAAGUUAGACAUGAACUUGAGUGAGGACAUCGCCUCGCUGUCCCCAGAAGAGCUACGUCAGCAGGUGGAUGUUGCUGUGGCGCAAAUUGUCAACCCAGCGCGUGUGAAAGAGCAGCUCGUCGAGCAGCUGAAAACCCAGAUCCGGGACCUUGAAAUGUUUAUCAAUUUCAUCCAAGAAGAAGGCAGCAGCCCAGGCAAACCCGCAGGUCCGCAUUGCGAGUGCUCCGUUGGGAAGGCUGGAAAAGACACCUGCAAGCCAGGCACUCAGGAGCCUGGCAGGAACAACAAAGUGAGCCCUGAAGACGCUCAGAGGAUGCGAGAGACAGGACUGCAUCUUAUGCGACGCAUGCUUGCUGUACUGCAGAUCUUUGCUGUGAGCCAGUUUGGCUGUGCGGCUGGGCAGAUCCCUCGCCAUCUGUGGCAGAAGCACAAAGCGGAUAUGGAAUAUGCACCUUUGGUGAAGAAGCUGGAAAUGGCUGUGGCCUGUGUGAGACAGCUGGCCCAGAAGUCCCAACUCGGAGAGCAUGGCAUCAGCUUCUCAGGGGUGCAGAACUUGUGCAAGUGGGAUGACCUGACACUUGCUGUGCGCAAGGAGCUGACGAUUGCUGUGCGUGACCUGCUGGCCCAUGGCCUCUACGCCCCGUCCCCUGGGAUGAGCCUGGUCCUGGCCCCCAUCGCCUGUCUUCUGCCAGUGCUGAACUCCUCCCCUCAGCCCAUGCAUCCCUGGGAGCUCUUUGUGAAGUAUUACCAGUCCAAGAACGGCCGUGCCUUUGUGGAGUCCCCAGCUCGUAAACUCUCCCAGUCCUUUGCUCUCCCCGUAAUGCAUGGGGGCCCCGUCACCCCAAAGCAGAGCCUCCUGUCGGCCAUCCACACGGUCUUGUCAGAGCAUGACCCAUUCAAGCGCAGUGCAGACUCGGAGCUGAAGGCCCUUGUGUGCUUGGCACUCAACGAGCAGCGCCUAGUUUCCUGGCUCAAUCUCCUCUGCAAGUCCGGGGCCCUGAUCCAGGCUCACUACCAACCUUGGAGCUACAUGGCCCAGACAGGCUUCGAAGGAGCCCUCAACCUCCUCAGCCGCCUCAGCAACCUGCGCUUCAGUCUCCCCGUGGACUUGGCAGUGCGGCAGCUGAAGAACAUCAAGGACGCUUUCUGAGUGGCUGAAGCCCCUCCUCAGCCCUGGCCAGGGCAGGCCCAGGAAGGUCACCUCUGUGCACUCGUGUGUGUUAACAGUGACUGCCUCCGUUGCAUUUGCCAUUCAGAACUGGCUGAUAACUGUGGGGAGGAACUGCCCUAGUGCCAUGGGGAAGAGGAUGGUGGGCGGUAUUGUUGUCUGCUGGUUGCCCUCUGUAGUAUUAGUGAGACUUAGCUGCAGAGAGAUGGUGUUUUAAGAAUGGUUCUUUCUGCCCUCAAUCUCAUGGAGUCAGCUUGGACAAUAUAUAUUCCUGAGAGAAGGCAGCUUCCUUCUGCACCAUUGGUAUUAAAAACUUCACUUCCUGGAGGUUUCUUCCUGUUCCAACAGCCUCGAACUAUUGGACUCUCGUGUUGCAGAUCCUGGGAGAGGAGUGGAGCUUUGCCAGACAAACUGUCAGUUUUAAUGUGUCUGCUUGAGGCUAGUGCUUACAGAUGGCAAAGAAUUAGCUGGGCGGGCAGGGCGUGCGGGUUUUACAGCUGAAUUAGAUCCAGCAUCACAGUGUAGUGAAAAGGGAGGGUCAGAUGAGAUGAGAAAAAUAGGUAGAGAAGGGGAUGCCUUCAGGUAGAGCUUCGGGGUCUAGUGAGACAAGCAUGUGGGUCUGAGAGGUGUACAGCUUUGUCCCUGUUGCAGAAAAGCAGUCCAAAUAGCAUUUUAUCAUAACUACUACCUCCUGAACAGUCUCUUUGUGGGUGAUUGGAUGCCUUUAGUAUUAGUAUGUAUGAUAUGCUGUUGGAGGAUAGGAGCUACGUUACUGUGAACCAGGAUUUUACUUCUGCUCAUCCUUGUAUCAUCUUCUGUGGAAGUAGUUCAGCUGGUCAGGUCUGCCCUUUGAGUGAAAUUUCAUCUUCUGCAGACCAUACAGGGGGAUGGUACCAUUAAAAAAAAAAAAAACCUCCCAAAUGCUGCAUGUUUCCUCUGUAUGGAUGUAACAAAGGAUACACUGAAAGGUUCUGAGAGAGAGAUUUGUUUUUCCCUUUGAACUGAGGAUAGUGCCCUGCCCGUGUUGUACAAAGAGUCUGGGCAAUUUUCUUCUGCUACAGAGUUGUAGUUCCAGAUAUGGUACUUCUAAACUCUACGCUUUUAGGUUUCUCUGAGGCCCAAGAGAUCAAACUGCCAUCUUCAGGCCUUAUUCUUACAGCCCAGCUCGGACAAUGCACAGCGCCAAGCCAAGCCCUUAUGAAUCUGUGUGUCUGCAAAGAAGUUGUUUUGUGGAGUUUCUGUGACCUGUCUGUCUCAACCCCCUCUGCCUGUCCCGCUGUUGCUUCAUAUUCGUUUAUCCAUUACAUUCAGGAAAAUGUGUCAUGCUCCCUGAGGGUUUUCAGUAGCAUUUUUAUUGUUUUAAUGCCAGUUCAGUGCACAGGGAAAAAAAUGUCCACUGACAGUUGUGUGUGUUGCUGAUAAUAAAUAUUUCUGGUACUUCUCUUUUCUAUUAGAGAAA
Molecule: messenger RNA, 3208 nt
Organism: Heteronotia binoei (common prickly gecko)
Lineage: Eukaryota; Metazoa; Chordata; Lepidosauria; Squamata; Gekkonidae
Gene: RUNDC1
Product: RUN domain containing 1
Source: RefSeq, a predicted model, not a curated record